CGGGGCCUGACUGCAAUCCGAUACGUAGCCAAACGCGAAUUUGGUGUAUAAAAGGCAACCGAGACCCGGCCGGCCUCUGUGCACUAUGACAGAUGUUUUAUCGGAACUUAAAUUGAUUUAUUUUAUUUUUGUGUUUAUUUUGUAAAAGUUUUGAAAUAAUAAAAAACAAAAAAAUCAAACAAAAUAUUGAAAUAUUAAAAAGCCUGAAACUAUUUUAAAGAAAUCAGUGCCAGAUGUGUAUUCGAGUGUAAAUAAUAGAUUUUUGGAAAUGGACGGAUUAAAUGAAAUUUUUAAUUUUGGGCCAAGAUAUGCGGCUCAAUAUGCAAAUGAAUCUGUUCUGGAUCGAGUCACUCCCGACAUGGCUCAUCUGGUCAAUCCCUAUUGGAGUCGAUUCCCACCCAUGGAACCAAUAUGGAAUCAAAUCUUGGGAGUUUUCACCUUCAUCAUUAUGAUCAUCUCGUGCGUGGGUAAUGGCCUUGUUGUCUACAUCUUCGGUGGCACCAAAUCCCUACGCACGCCUGCCAAUAUGCUUGUCAUCAACUUGGCCUUCUCCGAUUUCUGCAUGAUGCUUACCCAAUCACCCAUCAUGAUUAUCAAUUUCUAUUACGAAACUUGGAUUCUGGGCCCGCUCAUGUGCGACUUCUACGCCCUCUGUGGCUCAAUGUUUGGUUGUGUUUCGAUUUGGUCAAUGUGCAUGGUUGCCUUUGACAGAUACAAUGUCAUUGUGAAAGGAGUCUCUGGCACACCAAUGACCAUUAAGCUAGCUACCAUGAAAAUUCUAUUUAUUUGGACGUUUGCAACUCUGUGGACAGUAACACCCAUGCUCGGAUGGAGUCGUUACGUACCAGAAGGAAAUCUGACCGCAUGCAGCAUCGAUUAUAUGACAAGAGACUGGAAUCCCAGAUCGUAUCUCAUCAUGUAUUCCUUGUUCGUUUACUACACGCCAUUGUUUCUCAUAUGUUUCUCCUAUUGGUUUAUCAUUGCGGCUGUAUCGGCCCACGAGAAGGCAAUGCGGGAACAGGCUAAGAAGAUGAACGUCAAGUCCUUGCGUUCUUCGGAGGACACGGAAAAGAGUGCCGAAGCCAAGCUGGCGAAAGUGGCUUUGACAACCAUCUCACUGUGGUUCGCCGCAUGGACACCGUAUCUGGUGAUAUGCUACUACGGAUUAUUCAAAAUCGAUGGUCUUACCCCGUUUGCAACCAUUUGGGGUGCCACAUUUGCAAAGACUAGUGCUGUUGUUAAUCCCAUUGUUUACGGGAUAAGUCAUCCGAAGUAUCGAAUUGUGCUGAAGGAAAAGUGUCCUUGCUGUGUGAUGGGAUCGACAGAGGAAAAGGCACCAGCUGCUGCUGCUGGUGGUGGUGGUUCUGAUGGAAAUGCCGAUACAAAUACUGAAGCUGAAAGUAAAGCGUAAAUUGAAUCUAUAGAGUUCCUAUUAAUUAAAAAAAAAAAAUAUACUUGCAUCAG
Molecule: messenger RNA, 1464 nt
Organism: Episyrphus balteatus (marmalade hoverfly)
Lineage: Eukaryota; Metazoa; Arthropoda; Insecta; Diptera; Syrphidae
Product: opsin Rh2
Exons: 5
Coding region: 269-1411 (380 amino acids)
Biological process (GO): phototransduction; G protein-coupled receptor signaling pathway; visual perception
Cellular component (GO): membrane
Molecular function (GO): G protein-coupled receptor activity
Source: RefSeq, a predicted model, not a curated record